Messenger RNA from Triplophysa dalaica, 5427 nucleotides. RefSeq names its product THO complex 2 (gene thoc2). Gene Ontology annotation, molecular function: mRNA binding. Gene Ontology annotation, cellular component: THO complex part of transcription export complex. The transcript has 39 exons. The coding region runs from base 55 to 4683 and encodes 1542 amino acids. Lineage: Eukaryota; Metazoa; Chordata; Actinopteri; Cypriniformes; Nemacheilidae. The record is from RefSeq and is a predicted model, not a curated record. Gene Ontology annotation, biological process: mRNA export from nucleus; mRNA processing.
GUUUAACAUCCGGUGGGCGCGCGCGCGUGAGUGCGUGAAUGUGUGCGGAGGAAGAUGGCGGCGCUGAUCUUCCCGUCUGACUGGCUCAAAAACUGGGAAAAAUCCGGCAAAAAUGAGUUUUUCCAAUUUUGUCAGGACAUUGCAGGGAAACCCAGUGUACAAGAGUUUGUUAAAGAUCUCCAGACAGCUUUGUAUGAGCUCUGCUGGCAUGUGAUCCAGGGCAAUCUGAAGGUGGAUCUGGCUGCCAGUCUCCUGGCUGAUGUUAUGGAUCUGCGGGAUGAUCUGCCGUCUAUUUUAGCUGAUGUUUUCAGUAUAUUAGAUAUUGAGACGGGCUGUCUGGAGGAGAAACAUAAGCGCGAUCACUUUACCCAGCUGGUGGGAGCGUGUCUGUUCUGUAUUCCUGAUAGCGUGUUGAAGGAGAGGUUGGAUCCAGAAACACUGGAGUCUCUGGGUUUGAUCAAACAGGCACAGCAGUUUAACCAGAAGAUUGUCAAAAUUAAGACCAAACUAUUUUACAAACAGCAGAAGUUUAAUUUGUUGCGGGAGGAGAAUGAAGGUUACGCUAAGCUGAUCACUGAACUGGGUCAGGAUCUUUCCACCAAUCUUACCAGUCUUCUUGUCCUUGAGAACAUCAAGUCUUUAAUAGGAUGUUUUAAUCUGGACCCGAACCGUGUGCUAGACAUCAUCUUAGAAGUGUACGAGUGUCGCUCUGACCAAGAUGAGUUCUUCAUCCCCCUCAUCAAAUCCUACAUGUGUGAACAUCAGACCCUCUGCCACAUGCUUGGAUUCAAGUUCAAGUUCCAUCAGGAACCCAAUGGAGAAACACCAUGUUCUCUGUACCACAUCGCUGCGGCUCUUCUUCAACACAACCUCAUCUCUCUUGAAGAUCUCUAUGUUCAUCUCCUCCCAGUGGACUCCAGCAUUGUGGAAGAGGCCAAGAGAGAGAUCCUCGAGGCCAAACAGAUCGCACGCAAACUCACCAUGGUGGUUGUCCCUUCUGAAAAGAUAGAUGACAAGGAGAAAGAGAAAGAAAAGGAGGAUGAGAAGAACGAGAAGCCUCCUGAUAAUCAGAAACUGGGGCUGCUGGAGGCUCUGCUGCGGAUCGGCGACUGGCAGCAUGCUCAGAGCGUCAUGGAUCAGAUGCCAGCUUUCUACGCCACCUCCCACAAGACCAUCGCCAUCGCUCUGUGCCAGCUGCUGCACUACAGCGUGGAGCCGCUGUACCGCAGGGCUGGGGUUCCCAAAGGUGCCAAAGGCAGUUUGAUGAGACCUCUGUGGAACAAACAGGCACUGCGGCCGGCUGAGACCUUCCAAGACUUAUCCAGAGACGUGUUCUCCAUGCUGUGCUACCUGGGUCCUCAUCUGUCCCAUGACCCCAUACUGUUUGCCAAGAUCGUUCGACUGGGCAAGAGUUUCAUGAAAGAGUACCAAAGUGAAAGCAGUCAGGACACCAAGGACAAAAUGGACUCUCUGCUCAGCUGUUUCCUAAGUAUUGCUGAUCAGGUGUUGUUGCCGUCUCUGUCGCUCAUGGAGUGCAAUGCCUGCAUGUCAGAGGAGAUCUGGGGCUUCUUCAAACUCUUCCCCUAUAACUACAGGUAUCGGCUGUAUGGACAGUGGAAGAAUGAGACUUACGGCAGUCAUCCGCUCCUGGUGAAGAUCAAGGCUCAGACGGUGGACAGAGCAAAAUACAUUAUGAAGCGACUGACUAAGGAGAACGUGAAGCCCUCGGGCAGGCAGAUCGGGAAGUUAAGCCACAGUAACCCCACUAUUCUCUUUGAUUAUAUUCUGUCUCAGAUUCAGUGGUACGACAACCUGAUAACUCCAGUGGUGGACUCUCUGAAAUACCUCACGUCACUCAACUACGACGUGCUGGCCUAUUGCAUUAUUGAAGCUUUAGCCAAUCCAGAAAAAGAGAAGAUGAAGCACGAUGACACCACGAUUUCCUCAUGGCUCCAGAGUCUUGCUUGUCUUUGUGGAGCUGUGUUCCGGAAAUAUCCCAUUGAGUUAGCUGGUCUUCUGCAAUACGUCACCAACCAGCUGAAAGCCGGCAAGAGUUUUGACCUGCUGAUCCUGAAGGAGGUGGUACAGAAGAUGGCGGGCAUUGAGAUCACAGAUGAGAUGACUGUGGAGCAGCUGGAGGCUAUGACAGGAGGAGAACAGCUCAAAGCUGAGGGAGGUUACUUCGGGCAGAUCAGGAACACCAAGAAGUCUUCACAGCGUCUGAAGGAUGCUCUUCUGGAUCAUGAGCUGGCUCUGCCUCUCUGUCUGCUGAUGGCCCAGCAGAGGAACGGUGUGGUCUUCUCAGAGGGUGGAGAGAAACACCUCAAACUCGUGGGCAAACUCUACGAUCAGUGUCACGACACACUUGUGCAGUUUGGUGGCUUCCUGGCAUCUAACCUCAGUACAGAAGACUACAUCAAGAGAGUGCCGUCAGUCGAUGUGCUCUGUAACCAGUUCCACACGCCACAUGACGCCGCCUUCUUUCUCUCUAGACCCAUGUAUGCCCAUCAGAUUCUGUCCAAGUAUGACGAAUUGAAGAAGGCAGAGAAGGGCAACCGUCAGCAGCAGAAGGUGCACAAGUACAUCGCCGCGUGUGAGCAGGUCAUGACCCCCGUGCACGAGAAUGUGGUGUCCCUGCACUUGCCCAAAGUCUGGGAUGAUCUUCGACCUCAGUUCUACGCCACCUUCUGGUCCCUCACCAUGUACGACCUGGCCGUACCUAACAACGCCUACGACCGGGAGGUCAACAAGCUCAAGAUGCAGAUCAAGGCCAUUGAUGAGAACACCGAGAUGCCCCUGAACAAGAAGAAGAAAGAGAAGGAACGCUGCACAGCGCUGCAGGACAAGCUUCAAGAGGAGGAGAAGAAACAGCUGGAACACGUGCAAAGGGUUCUUCAGCGACUCAAACUGGAGAAAGACAACUGGUUACUGGCCAAAUCCACAAAGAAUGAAACCAUCACAAAGUUUCUUCAGCUGUGCAUCUUUCCUCGCUGCGUCUUCUCAGCCAUCGACGCGGUUUACUGCGCUCGCUUCGUAGAGCUGGUGCAUCAACAGAAGACGCCCAACUUCUGCACGCUGCUCUGCUAUGACAGGGUGUUCUCUGACAUCAUCUACACGGUAGCGAGCUGCACGGAGAACGAGUCGCGUCGCUACGGCCGCUUCCUGUGCUGUAUGCUAGAGACGGUGACCCGAUGGCACAGCGACAGGGCCAUCUAUGAGAAGGAGUGUGGCAAUUAUCCGGGCUUCCUGACUAUUUUCCGAGCCAGUGGAUUCGACGGAGGGAAUAAAGCAGAUCAGCUGGACUAUGAGAAUUUCCGACAUGUUGUUCAUAAAUGGCAUUACAAAUUGACUAAAGCAUCAGUUCACUGUCUGGAGACGGGCGAGUACACUCACAUUCGCAACAUCUUGAUCGUGCUCACCAAGAUUCUGCAGUGGUACCCUAAGGUGCUGAACCUGGGCCAGGCUUUGGAGUGCCGCGUCCACAAGAUCUGCCAGGAGGAGAAAGAGAAGAGGCCUGAUCUCUAUGCUUUAGCUAUGGGCUACUCCGGCCAAUUGAAAGGCAGGAAAGUGCACAUGGUGCCGGAGAAUGAGUUCCAUCACAAGGAGCAGCCAGUGCGCAGCGCCACGCCUGGCACCGUACAGAACGGACCGGGCAAGACCGCCGCCAGCGCUGGCAAAACAGAGGAGGGAGCCGCCGACGACUCGGAGAAAUCCAAGGAGAAAUCUCAGGCGGUUCAGAAAACUGCCAGCAAAACCAGCAGUGCAGCAAACAAAGUGAACAACAGCAACGGAAGCAGCACACCAAACAGCACUAAAGGAAACAAAGAGAAAGAGGACAAAGAGAAGACUGCGAAGGAGAAAAAAGAGAAGAAAGAGAAGAACCCAGCAAACACUCCAGAGGCCAAAGCAGGAGUGAAGGACAAACCAAAGGAGGAGAAAGUCAUUGACGGCAAGGAGAAGGCGCCCAAGGCUGAUAAAGACAAGAGGAAGGAGGACAAGAAAGAAGAGAAGAGCAAGAACGACGGGAAAUCCGCUGAGAAAGAGCGUGACGUGUCCAACGACAGCAAGACAAAGGAAAGCGUGAAGGUGGAGAAGAGCGCUGCGGCUGGACCUUUGAAGUCUCCCGUGCCCAGAUCUGAAGGGCUCGAGUCUGAACGGGAGCAAAAAAGACGAAAGGUUGACACGCACUCGUCACCGUCGCACUCCUCUGCAGUUAAGGACAAUCUCAACGACCUCAAGGAUUCAGCUCCAAAGCAUCACCCUAACCACAGCACAGCCCUGUCCAAGAGCAAAGAGAAGGACGAGGAGAAGAAAGACUCUGACAAAUCCAGGGACCGCUCCAAAGAGAGAGAGAAGAAGGAGGAGAGAAAGGACAGAAAACGAGACUACUCCAACAGCGACCGUGAGAUGAGUCAGGAAGCAAAGCGCCGCAAAGACGAGAACGGAAUGAACUCCUCCAAACACAGCAAGAGCGCCAGCCCCUCUGAAUCACCACACUCCAACGACAGCGGCAAACGCUCCAAAUCCACCAGCAAGGACAAGAGCGAUGUGACCAAACCAGAGAAGACCUCCGGAGGAAAAAAGGAAUCCAGGCAUGACAAAGAGAAAUCUGAAAAGAAGAGAGACAGCACCGGCGCUAAAGAAGACAAGAAACACCAUAAAUCAUCAGAGAAGCACAGAUAAUGUCUGCUGUCACUCGAGCAGUGUUCCCCGCUGUGAGCCGCUGCAGGAUUCAUCAUUUCGUCUUCAUCUUUUCCUUCCGUCACCGUCUGGAAAGAAGAUUCCUUUGCCUGCAUCCAAACUUCUGUUGUUUUGCCUAGAAACGUUGUAGCUUGUAUUUUAAUCUGCCAUUUUUAUUGUGAUAUUUUCAGUACUUGACUGAAAGUUUGUUUCCUUUAAAUAUUUAGCACAAUGUGCUGCUUGCAUCACAAACAGAUUCAGGUGGAAUUGGUGUGUCGCUCUCAAAUGCUUGUGUUUUUAUGACCUCAUUCUAUCUUCCUGUUCCCUCGUGGGGGUUUUUCUGUUGGGUUUUUUUUAAGUGAGAAGAAAAUGACGUCUUUGCCUCGAUUCAGAGUGGUUUCAGGAUACUACUAUUCCUUCUUUUUAAUUCACAUGUGAUAUUUAGGCUAGGUGUUUGAAGCAGUACACAUGCUCUAUUUGUAUAUUAUGUAUACAGAAAUAAUAAAAUGGUUCCAUGUAAUAAGACUUUUCCUGUUACUUUUGAUUUCCCAUGUACGCAUCCUUCUUUUCUUUGUCUUCAAUCACGUUUUUAAAAGAUUUGUAUAAAGAAUUUCAAGCUGGAUUUCUCCCUAAAUAAAUGGACUCGAGGCAAAACAAAUGAUGACUUUCCAAACUACUUCAUGAUGUUUUUAUCUGGCAAAGUUGACAGUGUAUGCUUUUUCUAAAUAAACUAGUUUUCUUAGUCUA